CUGGCUGACUGCCUACCACUUGGCUGUUACUGCUGCUGCUUUGGUGCUUCAAGCUAUAUCCUGUCCCCUCCGCUUGUACCACGAGCCAUCCUCUCUUCAAUUCCCUCUCCCCUUUUGUAGAAGCACCUGUCGCUACACACACGGCGACUUUAACGUUAGGGGCUCACCAGAGGUAACUAGACGGGUUAUCAGUCGGCGCAACAUCUUCGUCGCGACGGGACAUAGAAAGAAAGAGAAAAAGAAAGAGAGAGAGAGAGCGAUCUGAUCCCCCUCAACGUAAAAAAGGGGGUAGUUAAUUUUCACCCUUAGAAAAUUUUUAUAAUCAUUAAAAAAAAUUUUUUUUUCAAUAUCAAAAAAUUUUAUUAUUGUUCGGUGACAGUGGUGGGAACAUGUGAUUUCGUGGGUCAAUUGCAAUAAACGAACAAUGUGAAUUGUGUUUGAAGGUAUCUUAUCUCGGUGAUUCUUAUCGGAGACUGUGUCUUUUACCUCUAUCCGUUAACUUGCUCUCUAGAGGUGAAUUGUCCUGGACCAAACGAACAAAAAGGGGGGUAAACACUGGGAGGCAGUCGGGAUGCGUUACACGGAGCCGCUUAGCUCCAGGUAACACGUGGCGACUUCACGCCUUCCGCACUCACCAGGAAAGCUGUUUCAGCGUGAGAGGCUGGGACAUCCAGGAUGCUAGGGGUGCGGAAGUUGCUACGUUUGCUGAUCUAUAUGGUGAUUGGCUUGAAAAACGUGAGUAGCAACAGUGAUAUUUGGCCAUUAGAAAGACCAGACGGAAUGCCUGCGAUACAAUCACUUGAAGUAAUGUGCGGAAAGGAUCAUAUGGAUGUUCAUCUUUCAUUUUCUCAACCCUUUGAGGGUAUUGUUUCUUCAAAAGGCCAACACGCUGAUCCACGUUGUGUUUACGUUCCACCUUCAACUGGACAAACAUUCUUUUCUUUUCGAAUAGCAUACGCAAGGUGUGGUACGAAACCGGAUAUGCAUGGACAAUUUUACGAGAAUACUGUAGUAGUUCAAUACGAUAAAGAUCUACUUGAGGUUUGGGACGAAGCAAAAAGGCUACGAUGUGAAUGGUUCAACGAUUAUGAAAAAACAGCUUCGAAACCACCAAUGGUUAUUGCUGAUCUCGAUGUCAUUCAACUAGAUUUUCGAGGAGACAAUGUGGACUGCUGGAUGGAAAUUCAACAUGGAAAAGGACCAUGGGCACCGCCAGUGUCGGGAAUUGUUCCAUUGGGUUCAACAUUGACUCUUGUCGUCGCUAUAAAUGAUUACCGAGGUAACGAGCGAGCCAUCAAAGUCCAAGGUGAAUUUGACAUGCGAGUAAAAUCAUGUGUUGCUUCCGAUGGCGGUGGUCAUACAAUUCAGCUGAGCGAUGAAUUUGGCUGUGUACUUAGGCCAAAAAUGAUUAGUCGUUUUUUGAAAGCACGAGGUUCAGACGAUCGUGCAACUGUCAUAACGUACGCUUUCUUUCAUGCCUUCAAAUUUCCUGAUGCACUCAGUGUUCAUAUCAAAUGCAAGGUGGAAAUAUGUCGACAUGGAUGUUUGGAUCAUUGUCAAUUGAGUGAUUCUGCGGACAGAAUUCAAGAAAGAAAAGACGUUAAUGUAAGACCAUUAUAUUCGCAAACAACAACUACGGCAACAAGUGCAAGUCACGAGGAGGAUGGAUUAAUGUACGAUGACAUUAUUCAAAAUAAUAAUAAUAAUGACGCAAUGACCUCAGUUGGUGGCCAGUUUCUUGGUGUUGAAAAAUCAGCACCUAAAGCACAAGCACAAAUGAUGAGCAAUCGUGUUUCAAUGUCCGAUGGUAGCGAAACAAAUUCCGGUACAACAUCCAUGGAUCCACAGCAUUUACCUCCUAUUUUGGAACCUGCUCGAGUGACGCGAUACGAUGGCGAGGAACGAUUUCCACAUGGUCCUCGUAACCUCGACGAAGAAGAGGACACACCACAGGAUGAUGAUGAUGCUGACGCAGAGAAAAAUUCAAAAGAAAAUUCGUCAGAGAAAAAAAUCAUCAAUCCAGAAUCAAGAAGGGGUGAAAGAAUAAUUCAUCAUCAUCAUCAUAAUCAUCAUCAUCAACAGCAAUCAACGGAGAAUCCAAUUCGUCGAAAACGUUCCGUGAUUGUGUCCGAUCGUAAGGUGCGAAGUGCUGACGUUGGAGUGAGUGGCAUCUAUGAGGUCAUAUCCGAGGCUGACCUUGCCUUCAGUCCCGAUACACACGCCGAGGCUGUCACUGUAUUUCAAGGAAGAAUACGCGAAGAAGUUGUUUAUGGAAUUUGCCUUCCGGUACCGGGUUUCAGUGCACUUUUUGUUAUUGUUGCAUUGUCAGCAGUAAUAUCGGCGCUUGUCGCUGGUGCAAUGUUACAUCGAUUACAAGUUCAACGUGAAAUGAUGAGGGAAAAUCAAAAGAAUCAUCAUCAUCUUCAUCAUCAUCAUCAUCAACAGCAACAACAACAGCAACAAAAUGAGACGAGCAAUGGAUGGUUGUCUUAUGGAUUGUUGAGAGUACGUUGCUCUGAUCGAUUACAAUCACAAAAACCAGGGGCCAACCCGGUUGAACAAGGUUGAAUGAAAAAUACAUUAUAUUUAUUUACAAUAUAUAUAUAUAUUCGAUCCAAUGAUUUUAAAAGGGAGAAAAAAAUUAAUAAAAAAAAAACAAAAAAAAAACAAGCGCGAAUGCCGUCAAAGACAAUGUGCAAUAUACUGUACAAAGUACCGUAAGUGCGUAUAUAUGUAUAACCCAUUUUCUCUAUAUAGAAUUUCUACGCGAGUAUAUAUAUAUAAGUAUAUAGUAAAUCAUAUACUUCGAAAACUGUUUGCUAUAUAAAACUGUUGAAUCAGAAAAAGAAUUACUGAUUUUUUCAAUUGUUUGAGAAACAUAAUUCAUUUUUAUAAUGGAUUUUUUUUAACGAAACAAAUUCUGAUUUUUUCCCUUGAAACGAAGUUUACAUAUAAGAAAACUAAUAAACACAAUAAUUAUUUUUAUUUAGUUUUUUAUAAUCUGUAAACGACAAAAUUCACUCAAAUCAGUUUUUUUUACUUUUUAUAAGUAGUAAAAGGUGGAUUUAGUCAGACAACGCAUUUCCGUAUUCUAGAAAUUUCAGUAGUAAUGUAUGACAUUGGUCAGACAAAACUGUUUUUAUACUUUUUUUUUAUUUUUUAUAAGUAGUAAAAGACAUCUUUAGUCGGACAAAAUUUUUUCGAAUUCCUAAACUUUCAGUAGUAAUAUACGACUUUAGGCAGACAAAAUUAUUUUUAUUCUUCUUUAAUUGUCUAUGAGUAGCAAAAAUCAGCAUUAGUCAGUCAAUAGAUUUCCGAAUUCCAAAAAUUUCAGUAGUAAUAUACGACUUUGGUCAGACAAACGGUUUCAUUCUCUUUUUCCGUUUUUACAAGUAACAACAGUCAGUUUUAGUCAGACAAUAUUUUUCCGAAUUUCAAAAUAUUCAGUAGUAAUGUACGACAUUGGUCAGACAAAACUGUUUUUAUUCUUUUUUUUAGUUUUUAUAAGUAGUAAAAGCUAUUUUUAGUCGGACAAUAUUUUGCCGAAUUCCAAAAAUUUCAGUAGUAAUAUACGAGAUUGGUCAGACAAAAUUGUUUUUAUUCGCUUUUUAUUGUUUUUAAGUAGUGAAAGUCAAUUUUAGUCCAGACAAAACUUUUCCGAUUUCUCAAUAAUUCAGUAGUAAUAAGGACUUUGGUCAAACAAAACCGUUUUUUCCGUUUUUAAGUAGAAAAAUCCACCUUUAGUCAGACAAACUAUUUAAUUAUUUUGCAAUUACACAAUUAGUAGAGAAGGAUAAUUUCAGUCAGACAAAACGAUAUAUUUUAUAAUUAUUGUAAAAGUACUAAUAAAACAAAUUUACUUACACUA
Messenger RNA from Leptopilina boulardi, 3868 nucleotides. RefSeq lists its product as uncharacterized. The transcript is spliced from 8 exons. The record is from RefSeq and is a predicted model, not a curated record. Lineage: Eukaryota; Metazoa; Arthropoda; Insecta; Hymenoptera; Figitidae. The coding region runs from base 676 to 2568 and encodes 630 amino acids.